Molecule: messenger RNA, 3247 nt
Organism: Ostrea edulis (European flat oyster)
Lineage: Eukaryota; Metazoa; Mollusca; Bivalvia; Ostreida; Ostreidae
Exons: 4
Coding region: 368-946 (192 amino acids)
Source: RefSeq, a predicted model, not a curated record
AGAGUCACGUUCUAAAUUCCCUUCCUUUCAUUUCCGUUUCAUAUUUUUCAAAUGAACAGAAAUCAACCGUAUAAAACAGAAUUAACCAUAUCAAUCCAGCUAAAAUAAUAAUUCUGUUGUAAAAUAUACAGGCUCCAAAAUUAUGCACUUUAUUAUCAAUAAUACGAAAUAAAAUGAAUUUAGACUUUGAGACGACCAGUUUUCCCUAUCGAUUCGGAACACCUCUUGGCCUACUUGCAUAGUUGAUUUAUUCACGCGUAGUCCGGUUGUAAGGUAAACAAACAAAGCUCACCUGUCUUGAGAAAUGUACACGACGGGAGCGGACGUGUAAAAUGCUGAGGAAUAUAAUUUGGAAAGAUGCACAUGGAUGAUAGAAAUGGGAUGUAUUCAGUCCAGGAUUUUUCCAGAUGUCUACAAAGAUAAGGACCAAACUCCUACCAAUAAUCCAAACAUCCUAAGAGGUGAUGUGUCACUGAAAUUUGAAGCCAAGGUCAAACGAGAGAAAUCCUUGCAUGAUAAAAUGGUCAACAAAACUUUUGCAGCAGAGGAAAUGUCUGGAAAAAUAAUGGAAGAAAAGGAGCGGUUAUCUCUGGGGACCAGAUCAAGGGCAACAUCGGGAACCAGUUCACCUGUUCCUAACAACAGUAUAAGAAAGCAAGUUCACUUCAAGACAGAUGUAAAUGGGGAUGGUCCAAAAUCAAAAAAAGGUGGCAAGGCAAAAAGCUCGAAGAACCAUAAUGGUAGUGAUGAAAAACAAAUUACUGUAACCAUAGCAGGAGUACACAGUAACCAAUCAAAUGACAAUACAAAACUUGAACAGCCAAUCCAAAUAGACAACUCCGAUGAUUCAAACAGUUCGCUGAGAAAGGAUAAUUUGACAACGAUUGAAGAGAGAACUAGUAGUAGAGCUAGUGGUCAUAGCAUAUCAGAAUCAAAAAGAGGAUAAAGUGACCUACAUUUAUGUCUUUAUAUUGUUCAUUCCACAGAUGAUAUUAUAUACAUGUAGCUGUUAACAUUUAGUCUAGUCCUCUGUUUUUAUUAUUAUAUAUAUGUAUUACAUGUACCCAAAUAGCCUGUGAUAUAUGAUAUGGAUAUUAUGCAAGUUGUCAGUAAGAUUUUCUUAUGUGUUACAACUCCUGUAAAGACAACAAAUACCCAGCUGGUACAACCAUAUUCAGAAGUUUGAGAAAAUAUAAGUAUGGGAGUUUAAAGUCACUAAUUGUUCACAGUGGGGUUUUACACUGGAAUAUGCCCAUUAUAGAAGAGUUUUUAAAUAUCUCCUCUGUCUCAAUGCUUGUAAUUGUGUCAAAUAGAUUGAAAAUUGUUUAAAUGGAAACCCUAAUGGCGCAGCAUGAGGUCAAAAUAAUGUCCUAUGUUGAUGAGAUUCCUUUUUCUGUAGCAGCAGGCUUCUUAUUUGAGAGUUUUGACCCAUGUACACACGUGGACCUCACACAUUUCCCAGCCCAGUUGCAUUUAUAGGAAUUUAUACUACCUAUAUAUCAAUCAAGGUCUUAAAUUUCCUUGUCAGCUCUGAUAGAAAAAAAAUGUUGUGUAUUGUUUGUUUGGUGUCUUGCAUCAUAAAACUGCAACAGGUAAUAUACAUGUAUACAAAAGAUGAUUUUUUUUUUCAGUAGUUUAUUUGAUACAGUCCUUAAUGGUUGUAGGUUUAUGUAUCUACUAUAAAUUCAGUGAUGUACCUCCUUUCACACUAUUAAAUGCCGGCAUAUGCAGAUUAUUUCCCGAGGAAUGUAUUUUGUGUUACAUUAUCGUUAGCUUUUUCAAUCAUUUGAUUUCGAAUUUGAUGAUCUUUCAAAACCUCGUGUUUCUAGGGAAUUCCUCACUUCUGGAUCGAGCUAAACUUUUUUUUUUGUGUGGGCAUAUUACAUUUAAAGUGAUCAUAUACCCCGUAAAUGAGACAAGAUUUGUUUCACUCUAAUGUACAGGCAAUUCAGUUUAAUUAAAAUUUUAGGUAUACAUUUAAACUUUUAUAAUGAUUUUGGUUAGAUUAAAUGCAUUGAUUGACGAGUAAGAUUAGGAAAUAUUAUUAAAAAACCAAUUUAUAAUAUAAACCUUCGAAAUUCUAGCCCAGCGAUUAAAUGUGAUGUGUGUAAUACGGACACAAAAGAUCUGCCUCAGUAUACAGCUGGAUUAUAGAUUCUAUUCAGAAUUUGAAUCGGUUGCAUCAGGUUUCAUUUGGUGAGAUAUUUAUCAAUAAAAUGUCGUUGAAUUAACACUCCAAAGCCCCCUCAGCAAAGAACAGUAAUAUACUUUUCAAAAGGUUACAAAUGUUUGCUCCAAAUGGGAAACCCUUAUAGUUGACAUUUUGAAUUCUCCCAAAAAGCAACAAAGAAGCAAACUAUAUGGGAUGAUUCUGUACUCAUUUGAUAUUGAUGAUGAUAUUGAUGAUGAAUAGUUAUUAAAAUGAGAUAAUAGAAAAACACAUUCUUGCCCAUUUACACCAUAUGCUGUUUUAGAAUGCGAUUGAAAUUUACUGUCAGGCAAUAUUGUGAAAAAAGGCUACAUGUACAGAAUACAAAACGCAUCUAUAACAAUUUUACAUGCAUUGCAUAGUUCACUAUUUAUUCUCAUAUCAGGGUUGGGUUGUAUUUUUUUAAAAUCAUGAAUGCACCUGUACACUGAUAGUCAAAAUAUUGAUACUUUUAUGAAUUAUGUGGUUUUUCAUUUUAGUAGUCAAAGCAUUGUUAUGUGGAUGGAAUCGGAUAUUAAGGUUUAUUAUUGAUAAACAUAUUAAAGCUCCAUGUCAGGACAUAUUAUAUCAGUUUGAAAACCUGAACAAGUUCAAGUAUGCGGUAUAAUUCUGUUGUGAAAUUUACAUAUGAUAAAAACGACCUCGUAAAUAACAUAUUAGUACAUGUUUUUGUGUUUAGAAAUAUGUUUGGUAAAUACAUGCAUAUUAAGGAAAAGUCUUCACGUCCCCACCAGGGCCCUCAUACUUGAUGCAUCGAAUACCUAAUACAAUAGUGGAUCAAUAAAUGAUAUACAUGUAGAUAAUGAGUAAUUAUCAGUAAUUUAGCACAACUUAUAUUACAUUUGUAUUUUCAAUUGCCUCACAGUGUAAAUCAAAUUUAAUCACAUGUAAAACAGAAUGUGUCCAUUAUUAGUAAGAAUCAUAUUAGAUAGGAAAAAACAUGGUUUCAGGAAUUAAUGUUAUAUUUAUGUGCAAUUUAUUGAUAUUGUAUGUUAAUUAUUCAUGCAUAUAAAUAAUUAAAUUUUUACAAAGUUACAA